This is a messenger RNA of Schizosaccharomyces japonicus yFS275, 1564 nucleotides long. RefSeq names its product zf-CHY type zinc finger protein. The record is from RefSeq and is a predicted model, not a curated record. Gene Ontology annotation, molecular function: zinc ion binding. The transcript is spliced from 3 exons. Bases 116 to 1564 code for a protein of 482 amino acids. Lineage: Eukaryota; Fungi; Ascomycota; Schizosaccharomycetes; Schizosaccharomycetales; Schizosaccharomycetaceae.
CAAUUCUUAGUAUCACCAUUCCACCAUACUCUUUUUGGAAUCCGUACAAUUAAAAACUGUAUACACGUAUUUGGACACACUUAAUAUCGUUUUAUUUAUUUAAAGCCUAGGUAAAAUGGAUUGGCAAAAGCAAGUUAAUGUUUUUCAAAGAAGAAUGGGGGCAAAUAUCAUAAAUGCGAAUUCGGAAGUAUUUCUUGUUUGUGCAUCUGAUUUUGGAGACAUUUGUAUGAUCGUUUCUAAAAUUGAUAUACACAAAAUUUCUUUCGUACUCAGUGAUGAGCAUAAAGACGUUGAAGAAGAGAUCAAUACUUUGUUACUAGAUCAUUCAUUUUUAGAGCAUCGAACACUCUUAAGCGUAUAUAAUUAUCUUAUAUAUAAUUGGGAUAGACUUGCUAAGGAUCAUGAACAACGCGAACGGGAAAAAGGAGACACGAUUACGAAAACUGAAGAGAAUAUAAAUGUGGAAAAGAAAGACGAUGCCAAAGAUUAUGAGUCUAUUGCAAAACGAUCAUCAUUGUCAGAAAAGUUAAAGAAACUGGACAUUACUGAUCAAGACUCUAGCUUUACCAAAGCCAAGGAUACGCAAUAUUUAACGAAAAAAGUUAGUCUAGGAACGUUGAAUGGGGAGUUGCAGAAUGAUUUACAUGAGAUUAAGGAACAGGACACAGACACGGAUGGGGAUGAAAAUGACAAUGAGGACGAGGAUGACACUGCAUUUGGCGAUCAAAACACAACGAAAACGGAGGAGGAAGAAGACAUGGUAAUGAUUUGCUCUGAAUUAACCGGUUUAAACAUGGUUAACAUUGGCUUAAUGAGAUUCCCAACUCUCAAGCUAGUGGUAAAGUGUUCCAGAUGCAGAUACGGUACUGAAUGCAGUGUACAAAAGAAGUUUACAGGAGUUUGCUCCCGAUGCACGUUUAACUUUGUACUACAGUGGAAAAUGGGCGAUAUCCAUGCUCACUCUACGAGAGCAGGUACUCUCAGAGCACUUGGUUGUGUGCCACUUGAUUUGUUACCCUUAAAUGCUCAGUGCACAUGUCUCGAGUGUGUCGAUGAAGUUAUUGUCUUAAUCAAUGGCCUUUCUAGUGCUCAAAAAAUGACCAAGUUCUGCGUUCAUUGCACAAAGAAUUUGAGUGUUGAGUUUCAGACGGCCGACUUUCAUUUGUUGAAGCUACGGACCGGAUCACAAAAGGUCAACACAAAGAGUGCAAAGAAGUUUAGCAAGCAGAAUCUCGGUAUUGUGCGCGGAAAACCUUUACCAAACAAUGGUGCAUGUGCACAUUACAGGAAGUCACAUCGAUGGUUCCGGUUUUCGUGUUGCAACCGUAUAUAUCCUUGUUGCGAGUGUCACGAUAUGGAUCAAGAUCAUCCACAUGAGCAGGCAAACAGAAUCAUCUGCGGAUUUUGCUCCAUGGAAUCGCUGUACACGCCUAGCAAGCCAUGCCCACACUGUGGAAACUUCACGACGCGACAACAAUUGAGUGCCUUUUGGGAAGGUGGAAAAGGAAUGCGAGACCGAGUCCGGAUGAGUCGAAAAGACCCACGAAAAUACAAGCGAUUGUAG